CACUGGUGGGUGGCACUGGUGGGUGGGCACAGGUGGGUGGCACUGGUGGGCACAGGUGGGUGGCACUGCUGGGCACAGGUAGGUGGCACUUCUGGGCACAGGUGUGUGAAAUUGCAGAGUGGCACAGGUGGGUGCACUGCUGGGCACAGGUGGGUGCACUGCUGGGCACAGGUGGGCGGAACUUGCGGGUGGCACUGCUGGGCACCGAUCAUCAGGGCACUGAUCAUCAGUGCCCUGAUGAUCGGUGCCGAUCCCCGCUCUGACAACUGCCGGUUCUCGGCAGUACUUUCCUCACGAUCUGACAGCGUGAGGAAAGUGCAGCCGAGAACCGGCACUUGC
Messenger RNA from Staurois parvus, 339 nucleotides. NCBI's taxonomy places the organism in Eukaryota, Metazoa, Chordata, Amphibia, Anura, Ranidae. The record is from the annotation of a GenBank genome assembly.